Sander lucioperca (pikeperch) is the source of this 2354-nucleotide messenger RNA. It is a transcript of the gene nedd1, whose product is annotated as NEDD1 gamma-tubulin ring complex targeting factor. Gene Ontology annotation, biological process: mitotic cell cycle; microtubule nucleation. The transcript is spliced from 16 exons. Gene Ontology annotation, cellular component: pericentriolar material; spindle pole; centriole. Gene Ontology annotation, molecular function: gamma-tubulin binding. Bases 137 to 2107 code for a protein of 656 amino acids. The record is from RefSeq and is a predicted model, not a curated record. Lineage: Eukaryota; Metazoa; Chordata; Actinopteri; Perciformes; Percidae.
GGGCGGGUCAUGCCUUCGCGAAAUAUUUUGGCCUCCCGGCUCUCCGUAGUGGCGGUAUAUUGGUUGCAGGCGGAUCACAAAACAAAAACAGCUUCAGAAACUUGUCAGUUAUUAGUUUAUCUCUACCGGCGUUGCCAUGGAGGAGGUGACCCGCCUCGUCUCGACAGGAGACUGUGUGAAGAUCUGGGAUGCGGUUUCCAUGGCGCCGCUGGAGCAGUUUAACCCCCACAGCAGCAGCCAUCCUGUGGCCCAGGCCUGCUGGAGCUCCAACAACCAGUACCUGGUGAGUGCCAGCAGCAGCGGAGACAAGCUGGUGCUGUCCAGCCUCAAAUCCACUCCGGUUGCAGCCAUGGAACUGGGCGAGGGGAAAAAGCAGACGCGCGUGUGUCUGAGUUCGUCGUCUCAGUUUCUGGUCAGCGGCGGUCUGGAUCACGGCGUUCACAUCUGGGACCUGAAGACCAAGAGACUGCACCGCUCCCUCAAGGAUCAUAAAGAAGAGGUGACCUGCGUGUCGUUUAAUGCCAACGACAGCUACGUGGCGUCUGGCUCCACCAGCGGAGACCUGGUCCUCCACAGUCUGACCACCAACCUGUCCAGCAAAGCCUUCGGACACGGUGGCAACCAGCCCGUCCACGACUUGCGGAUGUCCCCGCUGAAGCGCUCCCUGCUGGGCAGCGUUUCUGACAGCGGCACCGUGGUCCUGUGGGACGCCAACACCCAGAAGGCCUUGCAUGUGUUCGACGGCGCCCAUAAAGCGCCGGGCUGCGGCCUGGCCUUCUCCCCUGCCAGCGAGCUCCUGGUGGUCAGCGUCGGUCUGGACAAGAAGAUCGUCUGCUACGACACGGCCAGCAAGAUUGUCCUGAGGUCGAUCCGGGUGGACAGCCCGCUGACGGCGGUAGACUUCACUCCGGACGGUACCGGCCUGGUGGUCGGAUCCACUCAAGGGAAGAUCUACCACUACGACCUGAGGAACUCCAGCGCCCCCAUCCGGAUCACUGCGGCGCACAAAACCUCCGUCACCUGCCUGCGUUUCCAGGGCAACAGCAGCAAACACAAGUCCAAAUUGGGCUCCACAAAGAUUGCCAGUGCUAAGAGAUCUUCAACCAAGCUGUCAAACAGCCAGUCAGACUCCGCCCCCUGCACAGGCCCCGCCCCCCACAGACAGGUGACAGGUACAGCAGGGGGCGCCGCUACGGAGGUGAUGUCCCGGGAGGCUGAAGGCCAGCAGGGGAAGGAGCCGCUUCCUGUCGCCGAGAAGUUCAUCAGCGUGGGGCGAAACAGUCUGGACGUUUUCUCUCCCGCUCGGGAAGACUCUCGGACCACGGCAGCAAACGCAGACACACCGUUUGGAAGAACACACGUUACCAGUUUGGAGAUGCUGUCCAGAGAAGGGGAGGGUCAGCCGUUGAUCGGCCGGGCCAGUCUGGACGUCUUCUCCCCCGUCAGAGACGACUCUCAUUCAGGCGCCACCGUGCACCGUAAGACCCCUCUGGGAACGCCGCUGACGGCCGCCGGACGCUGCUACAGCCCGCUGUCCGUCUUCCAGACUCCUCCCCCAAUCAGAGAGGAGGAGCCAAUCCCCGCUGCCAAACCAAACGACUACAGAAAGGCCAGCAGCUCCAGUCUGGAGGGGGAGCCUCAGACUCCGCCCACAGCCUCCCAGACGACCAAUCACAUUCAGCCGCCUCCGCCCUUCUUCACCCCAGAGCUGAGCCUCAGGAGAGCCAAUGGGAUUCAAGCUCAGCUGAGCUAUGAGUCACCUUUCCAGGCGGCUCCGCCCACCUCCACCUCAGGUCCAGCUCUGUGUGCGGCCGUCUCCUCCUCUCUCUCCCAGAACAUCUCUGAGGUUGUGGGCCAGGCCGGUGCUGCUCCACUCACCUCGCUGCAGAUCCACUUCAUCCAGAACAUGAUCCACGAGACUCUGGAGGAGUUCAGGGACGCCUGCCACCGAGACAUCGUCAACCUGCAGGUGGAGAUGGUCCGACAGUUUUACAUCCAGCUGAACGAGAUCCACGGUCUGAUCGAGAAGUACUCGGUCAACGAGUCUCUGGUGGAGGAGGUGGAGAAGCUACGGGAGGAGAACAGGCGCCUGAAGACCAACUACUGACGCCGUCUCGCCAUCCUCCGAGACCGUUAACGGUCAGAAUAACGUCAACGCUCUGCUGCGUCUGAACUGCCGGCCGCUCUGAUGUUUGUGUGUUAAGUGUGAUAAGUGUGAGAAAAUGUCUUUUUAUAACACAUUAGUUCACACUUUCAGACGGACAUGUUGUCCCAUUACCUAGCGCUGUUGUGCCUGAAAUCACGUUUUUAUUAAUAAGAAAGAUUUUGUGUAAAGAAUAAAAAAGAAUUCAUAU